AUGGAUCGACGUCCACGUUCGAUCGAACAGAUCGAAGUGAUCGAGCAUCAAAUUAUUGAAGAAGGACGACGGCCAAUCGGAUCCGGAGGCUCCACUAGUACUACACACACUACACGUACUACACAACAACCACAACAAACCUUCACAACAACCAGAGAUGUUCCACUUGAACGGAGGUACGAGUUCACUGGAGAGCGGGAUGUGAGCCGUGAACCGUCGUUCCUGCAUACAUCAGCCAAUUUCGGCCAACAUAUCGAAGUACCCGUAAGUCGUCUUGACACAUCUGGCAGUCGGCUGAACACCUCUGGUCAGCGAGUCGAAUUCGCUGACGUCUCUGGAAGCUCAGCCGUCAAUAACUAUGGAUAUGACGUGCACGAAGUGCAUACAUCAGAAGGCGGUGCUCGAGUUGUUGAAACGCAUGGCACUGGACCGCUUGUGGAAACGUCUAGGAUGGAAAGUACGAGGGUUGAAGAAGUCGUCGAGAGACCUGGGAUUGUUCGAACGAAUGGCUACCGUGCAGAAGUUCCUUAUACUGGAGUUCUGAAGGCCCCAUCUGCCCUCCGGACGUCCUCUCAAAGCCAAGUGUUCACCGUGCCGUCUCCACCGAUAGCAAGGACAGACUCGUGGAGACAAAUACAGAGCGAUCAAGAAGCAUUUGUCCGGAAGGACAGUUACAGAAAAAUGCAACAAUCCGACGAGUUGAUCGGAUCCAUGGAGAACUCCAAGUCCUAUGCGGUACGCUUUUACUAG
Messenger RNA from Haemonchus placei, 750 nucleotides. NCBI's taxonomy places the organism in Eukaryota, Metazoa, Nematoda, Chromadorea, Rhabditida, Trichostrongylidae. The record is from the annotation of a GenBank genome assembly.